AUAAAAAGGUUUAGAGAGACAUGGAGCUUGAAAGAAUCAUUCGAGACACACUGACAUGCUUCAUCCAGUCUCACAUCCCUGCAGCAGACCUCAGUGGGAUGGAUGAUGUUUUCUUCUCGUACAUCACGGGUGUCCUGGAAGAGCUGGGCUCACCAGAGUCCUCCGAGGAGAAUUUUGACAUGGACACCUUUGUGGAAAUGAUGGAGGCAUAUAUCCCUGGUUUUGCAGAAAUCCACAGUGAGGAUGUUUGUGAAAUGAUGUUCUCCCUCUCAGAAAGGCUUGGUGAAGCUCGCAACAAAGAAAAACCUGGCCAAAAGGCUGUGGGAAGCAGAAGUGAAGCACCCUCUGAAGACUUGACCAAGGGCCAGGAGUCUGGAGCUGGAGCCUGCAAUGGGGAAGGGCUGUGCACUCCAACAGACGAAGCUGGGGCCCAGGAGGACGAUGACUUGAAGGAUGGGGUGGAGCUGCUACUGGAGAUGUUCCCAGCAUGUACUGUGAGCCAGGCAGAGAAGGCACUUGCCAUGGCCUUGGGGAACUUGGAGGAGGCAGUGCAGUUAAUUGUGGAGGAGAAGGUGGAAAUUGGCCCAGCAGGUGCAAGUGUGAAGGAACUGGCACGGCCCCGCAGAGCACCCAACCAUGAGGAACUAAAACAGGUUAUCCUACAGAAAUACAUGAUGGUGGAUAGUGCAGACGAUCAGAAAACGCAUCGGCCAGCUCCACCCAAGGAGGCUCCCAAGAAGUUGAUCCGCUACAUUGACAACCAGGUGGUGAGUACAAAGGGAGAGAGAUACAAAGACAUCAAGAAGCCUGAGAGCGAGGAGGUGAAGAGAACCUACAUCAGCCUCAAACCAGCCAGGAAGUACAAGUUCCACUGACAGCCAGGUCCUUCUGCUCUUCAGCCUCCACCUCACCAGCCAGGCAUGGCAGGAUGGACGUGGCACUAGGGAUGAGUCUCCUCCAUCUGCCACUAACUGGAACUAAUCUGGGAGCUAGGACGCUGCUUUCAGCUUCCUCAACUAACCCAGCAAGGAGACUUCUCUCCUUGUGUAGCCGUCCCUCUGCCCCCAGGGGCACACUGCAGUGGCUCUCCAAGGGCCUAGGCAUUCUCUGCUAUUCCUUGCAUGGGACAUUUUUAGAUCUAAGAUGUGGCUUGUGCUUUUGCAGCAAGCUUUUUACAAGUCUGUGUGCACUGUUGCUUUAAAUUGAGUGCCAGUAUUAAUAAAGAUGAUGUGAGUUGGUGUGUAGUUCA
Molecule: messenger RNA, 1249 nt
Organism: Tauraco erythrolophus (red-crested turaco)
Lineage: Eukaryota; Metazoa; Chordata; Aves; Musophagiformes; Musophagidae
Source: RefSeq, a predicted model, not a curated record